CGCCGUGUGCAGCGCUGCGACGUCGGCCGACGAGAUCGACACGGUGCGGGCGUCGAGCGGCGAAGUCGCUCCAUUUCCGCCUCACCAUCCACCUCGCCCCCCUCUCCCACUCCACCGGACCCCGACCCAACCCGGCGCCUAGCUCCGCCGAUCCGCCGACGCAAGGGAUAGAGUGCUCUGAUCUUCAGGGUCAACUGACGGAGCCGGUUCUUCAGUCUCCUCUAAGUUGUUGACAGCCCAGCUAAAGGAACAGAAGCUUCAGACUAGUAUUCCUGAGAAUAACAGCAGGAAAUCCGUUGAACAACACUGGCUCAGCAUUUGAGAAUGAUGGAGUCAAUGGCAAGUAUUGCUCCAAGUGCCGGCUCAACUACAGCAAUAGGACUUGAAGAUGAUGCCAACAACUUUUCCAUGGUCCAAAGGGGAUUGGACAUACAUGAUGAAGAUUGUUUCAACACACCAAAAAGAACCAGUAGCCUCCCCACAUGUGGGUCAACUUAUGAGCCCGAGUGUGAUGAUAGCCUACAACCCUCAAUUGGCAUGCGAUUUGAUAGCUGGGAGGCAGGUUUGGCAUUCUAUAGAAUGUAUGCCCAUGAGGUUGGCUUCUCCGUACGCAUAUGGACGCAACACAAAGGAGAGGGUGGUGUAAUAAUUGGAAGAAGUUUGUUUGUGCAAGAGAAGGUUGGAGGAAGGAAAAGUCAGUGGAAAUUGCCCAAGAUACUCAGGAAAUGCAGAGAAAAAAGGUUAAAAGAAAUAUCAAGAUAACCAGAUGCGGUUGUGAGGCUAUGGUUGGAUUGAAGAGGCAAGUUGAUGGCAAGUAUGAGGUCGUCCAGUUUGUUCAAUCACACACGCACCAACUUAUCUCGCCAAGUAAGAGACAUCUCAUCCGGUCAAAUAGAGAGGUAACUAGUGAUUUGAGAAACAAACUAUUUACAUGCAGUAAGGCAUUGCUUGGCACAUCAAAAACUUAUCGCUUGCUUACUAUUGAGAAAGGUGGGCCAGGGAACAUAGGUCGCACGAAACGUGACUUACAAAACUAUGACCGUGAUUUUAAGGCAGCAAUUAAGGGAGCGGAUGGACAACUUAUAGUAGAUAUAAUGGAAAAUAAAAAGAAGGCCAAUCCAGCAUUCUAUUUUGAUUACCAGGUAGACGAGAACAAUAAACUGAAAAAUAUUUUCUGGGCAGAUAGUAUAUGUAGAAAGAACUACUCAUUGUUUGGUGAUGUUGUGUCAUUCGACUCUACAUAUAGAUUCAACAAGUAUGACCUGGUAUUUACCCCUUUUACUGGAGUUAACCAUCAUAAAUCUUGUGUUACAUUUGGUGCUGCUUUUUUGUCAAAUGAGAAGAUUGCAUCAUACAAAUGGUUAUUCCAGACUUUCUUGAAAGCAAUGUGUGGGGUUGCACCAAAGCUAAUCAUAACUGAUGAGGACCAAAGCAUGAGAAGAGGAAUAGAAGCUAUAUUUCCAAACACAAAACAUCGACUUUGUAUGUGGCAUAUUCUCAUGAAGCUCCCUGAAAAGGUUGGUCCCAUCUUGAAAAACAAUGAAGAUUUUAAACCACGAUUUAUGGCAUGUGUGUGGGGAUCAGAGACUCCAGAUGAGUUCGAAGCACGGUGGUCAUCAAUAAUUUCUGAUUUUGGCCUUGAGGAUAAUGAAUGGUUGAAAGAGAAGUAUGACUUACGACAAUCAUGGAUUCCAGCAUUCUUUAUGGAGUUGUCUCUUGGUGCAAUAUUACGCACAACAUCCAGAUCUGAGAGUGAGAAUGCAUUUUUUAGACACUUCACUAAUCGAAGGCUUUCCCUGAUUGAAUUUUGGGUCAGAUUUGAAACGGCUUUGGAAGAGCAGCGGCAAAAAGAGCUGCAAGAGGACAAUUCUAGCAUGCAUACCUUGCCAGUACUUGAAACUUGUUGGGGGAAUUGAGAUUCAUGGCAGAGAUGUGUACACUCACAACAUUUUUGUUGCUUUCCAACGUGAGGUGGUGGCUGCUAGGGAUCGUCGUCAUGUAAAAACUAUUGAGCAGGUUGGCGAUGUCUGAACCACGAGCAUUGCUGACCUUAGCGGCAGGAUAAGAGUAGUCUGCUACAACACUAGUACGAAGGCUGCACAAUGUACUUGCCGAAUGUUUGAAUCAUUGGGCAUCCUGUGCUCUCACAUCAUUGUUGUUCUAAAGAAUGAUGGAUGUAAUGAAAUUCCUAGCCAAUAUGUGUUGCAUAGGUGGUCUAAAAUGGCUGCACGACAUCUUUCUUAUGAUGCUAAUGGACAUGAGCUAGAAGGGUCAUCUA
Messenger RNA from Triticum dicoccoides, 2278 nucleotides. Its product is annotated as protein FAR1-RELATED SEQUENCE 5-like. Bases 615 to 1916 code for a protein of 433 amino acids. Lineage: Eukaryota; Viridiplantae; Streptophyta; Magnoliopsida; Poales; Poaceae. The record is from RefSeq and is a predicted model, not a curated record. The transcript has 5 exons.